GCAGUGGAAAGGAAUGCAAACAGUUGUGUCAGUUAGAGGCAGUCAGUUGGGAAGCUGGGUAGCCAAGAAGAAGAUGGCAAUAGUUGGACAGGGCCCCACUAUAAGGGAGACAUAACCUGGCCCUCUCACACAUUAGCUAAUAAAAAUAUUUCAGAGCAGGAAGGAAUAUGUCAUAUGAAACAACACAUGUACAAAAGAAGCGAGCAUCAGUGAAAUUGGCUGCUGUCCAUGCACAUCUGUCAGAAAGCUAGAGAAAUGGAAAGGCAGAAGGAUCCCGCACCAAGGCACAGUGCUAAAUGUUGAUGGAUACCUUCAAGGUUCUUGCUGUACUUCAUCGUAAAUCUUUCCAGAUUCUCUUCAAAAGGAUGCAGAAGAAACCUUUCAGCUGGGAAAUAAGUGCAAAGCCACUGAAGACGGGCCCAUCAAUUGGUGCAAAAUUAUGAUAACAAAGGCCGCAGUCCUAUUUACUAGGAAGUAAUUCCAACGGAAAAGAAUAGGAUUUGCCCUUAAGGGAUCAUAUCUAUAUCUUCAGUGCAAGGCAUCUACAAAUGCUUGAUUUAACCUUCAUUGCUAAAGCAAAUUUUGGAUGCUGGAUCUUUGAGAUUAAAGUGCCCUCUGCUGCCUGCAACCUCCUGUUCAGCAAAAAAGGACCCUUCUUUCUUUGAUCCUUGACAAAAGUUACUUGGAGAAAACAGCCAGACAGAAAUAUUUCUACAAAUACAGUUAAAUUGGAUUCUCCCAUUCCUUAAUAUAAAGAAUUCUGGAUGAGGAAUGCUCAUUAUAGCGAACCCCAUAUUUCUACCCAGUGUUUCAGACUCAAGGCUGCUGAGAGGAAGAGAAUGUGUCUCCUUAAAGGACCAAACUAGAAAAGAUAGCAGGGGAUCACAUUCACGAAACCAUCAUGCUGGUGACUCCAGUCCCUCUGACAGCAGAAGACUUCAAAAUCACUCUCACGGAAUUGCGGACAUUAAUGGAAUAUCGAAAAAAAGAAGCAGUGAAAAAAAUUAAGGAGCAAUAUGGUGACACUUGGGAAAUCUGUAGACGGCUGCACACAUCUCCUUCAAUAGGGAUAUCUGCUUCCCAAGCAGAAAUAGACGUUAGGAGAGCUGUAUUUGGGAUAAACUUUAUACCACCUAAGAAACCUCUAACAUUUCUACAAUUAGUAUGGGAAGCACUGCAAGACACAACACUGUGUAUUUUGGAAAUUGCAGCCGUCGUAUCCUUGGGACUUUCAUUUUAUAAUCCCCCAGGAGGAAGUUUUCGAAAAUGUCACUCAGAUGAAGUUGAAGAGGACUAUGAAGAAUGGGAGGCUGACUGGAUUGAAGGUGCUGCAAUACUAUUAUCAGUCAUGUGUGUUGUACUUGUUACAGCUUUCAAUGACUGGAGUAAAGAAAAACAAUUUAGAGGAUUGCAGAGUCGUAUUGAAAGUGAACAGAAGUAUUCUGUCAUCAGGAACGGGGAACUAACACAGGUAUUAGUAGCUGACUUAGUUGUGGGAGAUAUUGCUCAGAUCAAAUAUGGUGACCUUUUGCCAGCUGAUGGUUUGCUUCUCCAAGGGCAUGAUCUGAAAGUUGAUGAAAGCGCUCUCACAGGGGAAUCAGAUCAUGUCAAAAAGUCUCUGCUAAAGGACCCCAUGUUGCUUUCAGGCACCCAUGUAAUGGAAGGCUCUGGAAAAAUGGUUAUUACCGCUGUAGGUGUAAAUUCACAAACAGGAAUUAUCCUCACCUUACUUGGAGUUGGAAAUGAAAAAAAUGAAGACACCGUAACACCUAAAAAGACCCAGGGCCCUGAGAAAACCGGGGAUGAGAAAAAGCAUGAAACGGCAAAGAAAUCAACUGAGCACAAAAAGGAAAAAUCAGUUUUACAAGCAAAACUCACAAGAUUAGCCGUUCAAAUUGGCCAAGCAGGUCUGGCAAUGGCUAUAAUCACUGUUUUUGUCCUUAUGGCCUCUUUUUCUAUUCAAACAUUUUGGAUUGAUAAGCGUACCUGGACUGCUGAGUGCACACCAGUUUAUGUACAAUAUAUUGUAAAGUUCUUUAUUAUUGGUGUUACAAUCUUGGUUGUCGCAGUGCCAGAAGGCCUUCCACUUGCAGUCACCAUUUCACUUGCCUACUCCGUGAAGAAAAUGAUGAAAGAUAAUAACCUAGUGAGACAUCUGGAUGCGUGUGAAACUAUGGGUAAUGCAACAGCAAUCUGUUCAGAUAAAACAGGCACUUUAACCAUGAACAGGAUGACAGUAGUCCAGAUUUUCAUUGGCGGGACACACUACAAAAUAGUCCCUGCACCUGAAUUAAUUAAUCUAACCGUGCUGGAUUAUUUGCUUAAAGGUAUUUCUGUCAAUUGUGGUUAUACAUCCAAAAUACUCCCUCCUGAAAAGAAAGGAGGGCUACCUUGCCAAAUUGGCAAUAAAACAGAAUGUGCCUUACUUGGUUUGCUUCUAGAAUUAUAUCUGGACUAUGAGGCUGUAAGAACUCAGAUACCAGAAGAUAGUUUGUAUAAAGUCUAUACCUUCAAUUCUAGGCGGAAAUCUAUGAGCACUGUUUUGAAAAAUAAAAAUAAUAGUUUUACAAUGUUCACCAAGGGUGCUUCUGAAAUACUCCUUCAAAAAUGCAACCGAUUGUUGAAUGCUGUCGGAAAGCCUGCCCCCUUUUCAAAAAAAGAUAGGGAAAAUGUGAUUAAAAAUGUGAUUGCACCAAUGGCAUCUGAAGGACUCCGAACCAUAUGUCUAGCUUUCAAAGAUUUCCCAGUUGGCUAUGACCAAACAGAUUUCUCGGUAUGGGAUGAUGAGGAAGUUGUAAUCAGUGAUUUGACCUGUAUUGCAAUUGUAGGUAUUGAAGAUCCCGUUAGGCCAGAGGUUCCUGACGCAAUAAAGAAAUGUCAAAAUGCUGGCAUAGUUGUGCGCAUGGUCACAGGGGACAACAUUGACACAGCUCGUGCAAUAGCUGCCAAAUGUGGCAUUAUUCGACCUGGGGAGACAUUUGUAUGCUUAGAAGGGCCUGAGUUUAACAAACAAAUACGCGGUGCAGAUGGAAAGAUAAAACAAGAACUUAUUGACAAGAUUUGGCCUACACUUUGUGUGCUUGCAAGGUCCUCACCUACUGACAAAUACAACCUCGUAGCGGGGAUCAUUAACAGUAACACAGGACAGAGGCAAGUGGUAGCUGUGACUGGUGAUGGCACUAAUGAUGGGCCUGCGUUAAAAAAAGCCGAUGUUGGCUUUGCAAUGGGUAUUGCUGGAACAGAUGUAGCUAAAGAAGCAUCUGAUAUCAUUCUGACAGAUGACAACUUCUCAAGCAUUGUUAAAGCAGUUAUGUGGGGCAGAAAUGUAUAUGAUAGUAUUUCCAAAUUUCUUCAGUUUCAACUUACUGUCAAUGUGGUAGCAGUGAUUGUUUCUUUUAUAGGUGCGUUUGUCACCCACAAUUCUCCUCUGAAGGCUGUUCAGAUGCUGUGGGUCAAUCUCAUUAUGGACACAUUUGCUUCUCUUGCUUUAGCAACAGAACAGCCAACAGAGGACCUUCUGAAACGGAAGCCUUAUGGUAGAAAUAAGCCCCUCAUCUCCCGCACAAUGAUGAAAAAUAUCAUGCUCCAUGCCAUAUAUCAGCUUGUAAUUGUCUUUACACUUGUGUUUGCAGGGGAAAGAUUAUUUGAUAUUGAAAAUGGGCGAAUAUCACCAUUGGAGGCCCCACCUACUCAACAUUACACUAUAAUAUUUAAUACAUUUGUGAUGAUGCAGAUCUGUAAUGAAGUCAAUGCUCGAAAGAUUCAUGGAGAAAGGAAUGUAUUUUCAGGAAUAUUCACAAAUAUCAUUUUUUGUUGUGUUUUUGUAGGAACAUUAAUUGUACAGAUUCUCAUUGUUCAGUUCGGAGGGCUACCUUUUAGCUGUGCAGAGCUUACACUAGAUCAAUGGCUGUGGUCAGUCUUCUUUGGCAUUGGGACCUUACUGUGGGGACAGGUAAUCACAACUAUCCCAACCAAGUAUUUGCGGUGGUUGAAGGAGGUUGGUGAUGCCCCCCCAGAAACAGAAGAUUGUGAAUCAGAAGAAGGUUGUGACAAUGCCACAGAGAUUGACUAUGGGGAGCAGGAGCUGCGCCGCAGUCAAAUUUUGUGGUGCAGGAGCUUAAAGAGGAUACGGGUUCAGUGUAGAGUAGUGAGAGCAUUUAGGGCUUCUCUCUACUCAGAUGUGCAGUCAGUAGCUAACAUUAAACACUGUCUAGAGGAACAGGAAUUGAGGGCCUAAACUUUCCUUUUCUGUGUUAUUGAAUCUGCAUGUCAAAAGUAUUCAUAUAUUCAUUAAGAAGUAGAUGAGGUUUUGUUUUGUAGCAGUCAUUGACACACACCUUGAAACUACUUAACAAAGCAGGGAUAUUUUUUCUACAGAAUAUAGGUGGGGGACGGGGAGUUAGCAUGAGAAAUCAGUAAGAAAUCCAGUCAAAUUUUCUUCAUACAUCUGAGCCUUAUCUUUGCAGCCUUUAUAGAUCUUGAACAUUGAAUUGCUUAUUUUAAAGGGUUUUCAAAAAAAGUGAGUGAUAAAGCCAAAAGAUAUGUCCUGAAUGUUUUAAAUGUAUUCAUUUAAAAUGUGAUUUAUUAUAUAAAUAAUAAUAGUUAAACUGUAUAGUCUCUCUUUUUUUUUCUUUUGCUGCUGUUCAUAUUUAUGAUUGAUACAAAUUGGCUGAGCUGCCCUAGGGCUUUGAUUUCCUGUCUGGAAAUACGCCAUCUUCUCCAAGUAAUUUGAACCCUUUCUUUAAGCUGGGCUGUGAUUCCUAUGCAAAAGGGGUGGAUCUGGCUAAAAGAAGGAAUUGUUUAUUUGCCUGUUUUCAUAGUUGCUUAUAAAGAUUAUUCAACAAUAAAAAAAGUUUAAAACGCUU
Molecule: messenger RNA, 4865 nt
Organism: Anolis carolinensis (green anole)
Lineage: Eukaryota; Metazoa; Chordata; Lepidosauria; Squamata; Anolidae
Product: plasma membrane calcium-transporting ATPase 1
Exons: 8
Coding region: 902-4237 (1111 amino acids)
Biological process (GO): calcium ion transmembrane transport; regulation of cytosolic calcium ion concentration
Cellular component (GO): plasma membrane; intracellular membrane-bounded organelle
Molecular function (GO): ATP hydrolysis activity; ATP binding; PDZ domain binding
Source: RefSeq, a predicted model, not a curated record